Molecule: messenger RNA, 228 nt
Organism: Didymodactylos carnosus
Lineage: Eukaryota; Metazoa; Rotifera; Eurotatoria; Philodinida; Philodinidae
Source: the annotation of a GenBank genome assembly
AUGUUUAAACUUUGGAAAAUAACACUUUUAUUUUAUGUCCGCCUGUGGAGAAAAGAUACUAAAGCUAAAUUUCGUGCAUUUAUGGCUGCAGCUGUUGCAAAUACAAAUGGCGAUGGUUCGAAUACAUAUCUUUUACUUGGACCCAUUGGUACGGGUGCCUUUAGAAAUGAUGCAUCGGGAAUUGGAUAUGCCUUCCGUAAAGCACUCCAAUCACCAAUGAUGGGUUAG